AUGGCACCCAGACGCAUUCUAGUAAUCGCUGGCUCGGACAGUUCGGGUGGGGCCGGACUAGAAGCAGAUCAGAAGGUCAUUGCAGCGCAUGGCUGUUAUGCUAUGACGGCUACGACUGCUUUGACAGCCCAGAACACACUAGGCGUCCAGGACAUCCACCAUACCCCGCCGGACUUUGUGCGGAAGCAGAUCGAUGCUGUCUGUGAAGAUGUGGGCGUGGAUGUGGUCAAGACAGGCAUGCUUGCAUCUGCUGAGACCAUUAUGGUCGCUGCGGAUGCUUUGAAGAGACAUGAGAUCAACACCAGUAUCGUUGAUCCUGUAAUGGUGUCAACAUCUGGCUCACAGCUCCUUCCCGAAUCAGCCAUCGAAACCCUGAUUCAACACCUUCUGCCUCACACGACGCUUCUCACACCAAACCUUCCUGAGGCUCGCUUGCUUCUCCAAACGGCCGGGUACGAUAUUCCUGAUCCGAAGAAUGUUGAUGACAUCGUCUCGAUGGCGCAGCAUGUCCGGUCACUAGGACCCAAAUGGGUGUUACUGAAGGGGGGCCAUUUACCAUUGACCCACGGCCGGGUAGUCAGCACGCACGACAGCGAGAGGGAAGUCGUCUUGAACAUCCUCGUGGGUGAGACUGGAGUCACAAUGCUAGAGAGCCCGUAUCUGCAGUCGAGGAACACGCAUGGGACAGGGUGUUCAUUAGCAUCCGCUAUUGCGUGUAAUCUGGCGGAGGGAAUGUCGAUGGCCAAGGCGGUCAAGAAGGCCAAUCUGUACGUUGAAGCAGGCAUCAAGACAGCUGUCGAUAUGGGAGGGGGAAGCGGCCCCAUCAACCAUUUCCACUCGAUGUACAUGCUGCCUUUCACGCCAGGCAACUUUAUUAGCUAUCUGCUCGACCGAGAAGACGUGCAGAAGCCGUGGAAGGAAUAUACCCAACACGAGUUCGUGCAGAGUAUGGGCGCUGGGACAUUGCCAGUGGAGAAGUUCAUGUACUACCUUGUGCAGGACUACCUCUUCUUAGUCCAAUUUGCAAGAGCGAACGCGCUGUCUGCAUACAAAUCUAGCAAUCUGAGAGACAUUGGGUACUCCGUGCAACAAGUCGUCACCCUCCAGGAAGAGAUCAAGCUGCACAUCGACUUCUGUAAAGAGUACGGACUAUCGGAGGCCGACAUCAUCGAAGAAGAAGAGGACCAGGCCACCACGGCAUACACCCGUUAUGUGCUCGACAUCGGCCUGUCGCAAGACUAUCUUGCUCUGCAGAUUGCGCUUUUGCCUUGUCUCAUCGGUUACGGCAUUAUUGCCAAACGUCUCUACGAAGAUCCCAGCACCGUGAGGGUGGGAAGCAAGUACUGGAAGUGGAUUGAGCAGUAUGUGGCAGAAGAGUACAGGGAAGCGAUGAUGAGGGGCAGUGAGCUGGUAGAGAAGCAUGCCGAGGGACUGAGUCCGAGCCGGGUGGAAGAGCUGGCCAAAAUCUUCAUACACGCUACAAAUAUGGAGAAGGGGUUCUGGGACAUGGGCCUCAGAGCUGGUGAUGGGCCAAGACUUCGACCCACGCUCCCUUACUCGAUCGGUUCCCCCUUGACGCCAGUCUCUACAACACACUCUCACAUCAUGUCUUCCUACGGCGGCGGUUACGGCGGCGGCGGCGGUGGAUACGGCGGCGGCGGUCGCGGUGGUGACCGUGGCUACUCGAACGGUGGCGGCGGCUACGGCGGCGGUGGUGGUGGCUACUCCGGCGGCGGUGGUGGCUACGGUGGAGGAGGUGGUGGUUAUGGCGGUGGCGGCGGCGGCUUUGGCGGUGGUCGCGACGGCGGCGACCGCAUGUCGCAACUCGGCCAGGGCCUGAAGCAGCAAUCAUGGGAUCUCGACACGAUGCCCAAGUUCGAGAAGUCCUUCUACAAGGAGGAUCCCGCUGUUACUGCUCGCUCAGCAGCCGAGGUUGCCGAAUACCGCAAGGAGCACCAGAUGACCGUCAAGGGCGAGAACAUUCCCAAGCCCGUCACAACCUUCGACGAGGCUGGCUUCCCAUCAUACGUGAUGAACGAGGUCAAGGCCCAGGGUUUCGCCAAGCCCACCGCUAUCCAGGCUCAGGGUUGGCCCAUGGCUCUCUCUGGUCGCGACGUUGUUGGUGUUGCCGAGACCGGUUCCGGAAAGACGUUGACCUACUGUCUUCCUGCCAUCGUUCACAUCAACGCUCAGCCUCUCCUCGCCCCCGGCGAUGGCCCCAUCGUCCUCAUUCUCGCGCCCACUCGUGAGCUUGCUGUCCAGAUUCAGCAAGAGAUCAGCAAGUUCGGAAAGUCCUCGCGCAUCCGAAACACCUGCGUCUACGGAGGUGUUCCAAAGGGUCCCCAGAUCCGUGACCUUGCGCGCGGUGUUGAGGUGUGCAUUGCCACCCCUGGACGUCUCAUCGACAUGUUGGAGGCUGGAAAGACCAACCUUCGCCGUGUUACCUACCUGGUUCUCGACGAGGCCGACCGCAUGCUUGACAUGGGUUUCGAGCCUCAAAUCCGCAAGAUCAUCGGACAGAUUCGCCCUGACCGUCAAACCUGCAUGUGGUCCGCUACAUGGCCCAAGGAAGUUCGCCAGCUUGCUGCCGACUACCAGAAGGACUGGAUCCAGGUCAACAUUGGUUCCAUGGAUCUCUCUGCCAACCACCGCAUUCAACAGAUCGUCGAGGUCUGCACAGAGUUCGAGAAGCGUGACCGCAUGGCCAAGCACCUCGAGACCAUCAUGAGCGACAAGGACAACAAGAUCCUCAUCUUCACAGGUACCAAGCGCGUUGCUGACGAGAUCACCCGAUUCCUUCGUCAGGACGGCUGGCCGGCGCUUUCUAUUCACGGCGACAAGCAGCAGAACGAGCGUGAUUGGGUCUUGAACGAAUUCAAGACGGGCAAGAGCCCCAUCAUGGUUGCCACCGACGUGGCUUCCCGUGGUAUCGAUGUCCGCAACAUUACUCACGUGUUCAACUAUGACUACCCGAACAACUCGGAGGACUAUGUCCACCGCAUUGGUCGUACUGGUCGUGCUGGCGCUAACGGUACUGCCAUCACCCUCUUCACCACAGACAACUCCAAGCAAGCUCGUGAUCUCGUCCAGAUUCUCACAGAGUCCAAGCAGCAGAUUGAUCCUCGUCUGCACGAGAUGGCCCGCUACGGUGGCGGCGGUGGUGGUGGUGGUCGCUGGGGAGGUGGCCGCGGCCGUGGUGGAGGCCGUGGCGGAGGCCGUGGUGGCUGGACCGGAGGUAACAGCGAUCCCAUCCGCAACAGCCGCUGGUGA
Messenger RNA from Alternaria ethzedia, 3270 nucleotides. RefSeq lists its product as uncharacterized. Gene Ontology annotation, molecular function: RNA helicase activity; ATP binding; RNA binding. Bases 1 to 3270 code for a protein of 1089 amino acids. The transcript is spliced from 13 exons. Gene Ontology annotation, cellular component: nucleus; ribonucleoprotein complex; cytoplasm. Gene Ontology annotation, biological process: thiamine biosynthetic process; rRNA processing. The record is from RefSeq and is a predicted model, not a curated record. NCBI's taxonomy places the organism in Eukaryota, Fungi, Ascomycota, Dothideomycetes, Pleosporales, Pleosporaceae.